Liolophura sinensis is the source of this 3337-nucleotide messenger RNA. RefSeq lists its product as uncharacterized. The coding region runs from base 334 to 1074 and encodes 246 amino acids. The record is from RefSeq and is a predicted model, not a curated record. The transcript is spliced from 5 exons. Lineage: Eukaryota; Metazoa; Mollusca; Polyplacophora; Chitonida; Chitonidae.
ACGCAAGUUAGAGUCAGUUUACCCAACGUUAGCGAUCAAUUCUUGGCGAUUCCCCACUGCCCGCCAGCGACACGCCCUCCAGGCCGCGGCUGACUGUAACAGACAAAUCGCCACUGCUUUCAUUAUUGAGUAGAGCCAGCACGUGAAACGGUCCUUGUCACAAUUCUGCUGUUAGAAAGCAAGGCACGCAGGAAGAACCAUGUGAGGUCGGCGGUCCGUGAGGCCAACUCCGCUAUGCUCAACGACAACAAAAGCGAUGAUAGCCUGUAGGCGCGACAUAACUACCUGUUUCACAGUCAUGGUAUAGGCCUCUGUGGGCAACAAAGUACUACAAUGGAAUGGAUGUACAGCAGGCUGUUGGAACUCACCACCGUUGCCACGAUCUUAUUCCUGCUGACACAGAAAGGUGCUACCGUCACUUGUCCACGUGAUAUGUUUUCAUCAGUGUUCGCUUGUUUCCGGGACAUCCUGGGACCUAACGCCCAGGAACUAAUUGUUGCUGGGGCGGAUCUUCGCGCCGUAAAGGCCCGGUGUGAGGACGGCAGUUUCAACAAGGCGGUGGGGUGUGUCCAAAAUUUAAAUCAUGUUUGUCGUUAUUCUGAACGGCAGGCUUUAUUAAGUCGUCUCGCAAACACAGUCUUGAUGGACGAAGGAUUCAAAGUGUUUUGUGACAACCUUUUCCGAUAUGGCGAAAACAAAGAGUGUCUGCUGAGGAAAAAUACUGUGAUACAACGUUGCAUUGAAUAUCGCCAAGGGAUUUUUGAUUAUGAAAUGAGCGUCAAUCGCGAGGACGAAACGGCUACGAUGGAAACAGUAUGCAACUUCCUGCGGGGCAUGACAGGCUGCAUUGACUUACCAGUUCGGAAUUCCUGUGACUCUGUCCUAGCUGAUAUUUUAUUAAAAUUCAUGUCUGGGAUUACGCCGCCUGUGUGUGAACCUUACCAUCCCACAAACGAUGCUUACUCGCCUUAUUCCCUCAUCACCAACACAACCUAUUGGAUUAGUUUCUUGUUUACCAUGAGCUGCCUCCUGAACUUCAACUUUGACCUUGUGGUCUGGUUCCCCGAAAGGUGACAGAGCCAUAGAUAGUAGCCUCUGAACCGAUCGAGGUGUCUCGUGUCUAACACAUUAUGCCACAGUCUACCUGCUCCGUCUUGGGUGUGAUUCAUGUUGUCUGGCCACAACGUUACACGGCAACCUGCUCCUUGGGCAUGGGAUAAAUUGAAUACAGCGUCGAGAAAAUGAAAUUAUGGCGUCAUUAGAGGGAUUCAUUUUUCUCCUUAAAAUGAGAAAGCAUGGUUAAAGAAGGGUUGACGGCGAGUGGCCUUCAUAUAAAAUUCCGUUACAAACGCCAUCGCAAUUUAUGCACUUAGAUUUUACGAAGAGAAUGGCCAGACGACUAAGAUUGAAAACCUGUUCAAACACAGGCAAAAUGUAUGUCCUGAUUUUCACUUAUAUUGAGAAGUGAGGCAUGUAAACUGACGCAGUGUUCCCUUCAGCUGAAAAUAAACUAUGACCGUGGCACUGUGUUACCUAUGUGAAUAAAACCUGUGGUUUCGAGAUGUGUACUAUCUUCAUUGGAUUUGUGUGGCCCCUUUCCAUUGAACAUUUGGAACAUGAUUCAUGGGAUAUAAUUAAUGAUGGAUCUGCUUUCGGUGUCCGAUUCAUGUCGAUCUUCACUCCACAUGCUGUAUAAAAGCUUCUUCAAUCUUAAAACCCAAUUGUUUGUUAGUCUAAACCCAAACGUUUUAGACCUUCCCUGGAAUAUUAUUCCAUGUAUGGGACCAAACCUCCAAUACCAAGCAUAAUGCCUUGACAGAGACUUUAUUAAUUUAUGUGUUUUUUUCUUUAAACAGAAAGUUCCAUUAAGUGUAUGAUGUCAUUUAUCUGUCAUCAUGUUGUUGAUAUUUGUAAAAUCUUGAAAGUCCGGAAUACAUUUCAUAGUGCAAGCCAUUAAAUUAUACAAAUAUUACAUUACAUCAUUACAUAUUCCUCAGUGCAUGGAAUAUAAUCAUGUCAUAUCCAUAAUUUCCUCUGUGAAAAGGCAGUUAACACCACAUGAAACAAUUACCACGAUAUAUGACUGCAAUAUCGCGAAGUGGAGAAACAAAGCUCUACUUUAUCAUAUUAAGACUUUAUAUGGGAAUUUCUAGAAUAUCCGCUUUGUAAUUUAUUACUGAGGAUAACUGUGCUGAAGUAUCCCAUCAAUAACAGUUGCCUACCACAGUGGCAUUCAAGGUACAUGUGGUUGAUGUGUAUAUAUAACUUGUAUUCGACCAUUUUUACCUCUAACUCCACUUUAUACAUAAAUGAAAACGACUGAAGUGUAAGCUUGUAUAUUAUGUCUAUUAUAGUUUAUUCAUUAAUUUGAGUUUAAUCUAGUGUUGGUUGAAUGCCAUACUGGACUUCUAGAUCUGCUCUGAUGCGGAAUGAAAAGGUGUGAGCAUGGCAUUUAACUAUAUGUAGUUAACUAUUCAGAUAAACCCCGCAGUUUAUCUGGCCAAACAUUCACAAAGCAAUUGUUAAUUCAGUCAUUGCAGUUGAUAUUAAUGUGAUGUGUUUAUGGGAGAAAAAUCAGCGUAGUUAGUCCAAUGGCGGUUGGAAAUAACUAGCGGAGAGGAAAAGGUAUUUCGACAUUUAUUUAAACAUGUUCUUGCUUUAUGCAUCCCUAAAUCUGCUUUGAUCUGCACCUGUACAAUUUUUAUGAAAACUAUAGUUAUCAUUCAUGCACAAUCCAAAACAUGCAGGUACAUACGCAUGUUUAGUGAAUGGAUAAAAUAAUGAAAACAGGAAACGACUUCCAUAUCGGACAGAUAGAAUUAAUGCCUAUUGCAAAGGAAAGAAAGGUAUGUGCUUCCCAUUUUGUCGUAGCAAUUAAUUUGAGUUUGAACAAGAAGAAUUGUGACAAGGCUUUAUGUUGGCUCCACUGGGAAUUUUACAAAUUCAAAAUGGGACCAAAUCCUAUAAACGAAGAGGAUACUACAUAUGAGUUACUGAGGGAAUUUGAUUUUUCUAUGGGGAUUUGAUUUAUAAAAAAAGCCAUGGCUGAAGCAAGGGAACCUCAUUAUGAUCUCACGGCAGCAAGGCCACGCGUUAGUCAUCACGCAUUACCAUAAUACAAUCUGUCUUUUAUAGCAUGUUUAUGAUUAAAUAAAGUGAAUUGGAGUGGACGAUGGUUUGUAUUUCUUAUUUUUUGUUCCUCUUCUCAGGUCGUCAAUAAUAUCUCAUUUGUCAACGCUUCUCGCACUAAAAACUCAUCUCUUUAAUAUUUAGCCUUCACUAUUGGAUUUGAGCGCGAUGCUUAUUCUGUUAGUGUAAUUGCAAACCCAUAAUUUCA